Molecule: messenger RNA, 1868 nt
Organism: Solea senegalensis (Senegalese sole)
Lineage: Eukaryota; Metazoa; Chordata; Actinopteri; Pleuronectiformes; Soleidae
Gene: map1lc3a
Product: microtubule-associated protein 1 light chain 3 alpha
Exons: 4
Coding region: 129-494 (121 amino acids)
Biological process (GO): macroautophagy; autophagosome assembly; cellular response to nitrogen starvation
Cellular component (GO): autophagosome membrane; cytosol; autophagosome
Molecular function (GO): ubiquitin protein ligase binding
Source: RefSeq, a predicted model, not a curated record
UUUUUUUGUUUUUUAUGUGUGAGCUUCAGACUCAGCGGAGAAACAGUAACCGUCCAGCACUCAAGACACCACGGCUGCCGCACCGGAACACUUACCGGGUUAUAACCGCGUCAUAACAACCCGCAGAGAUGCCGUCCGAUAGACCCUUCAAACAGAGGAGGACGUUCGUUGACCGAUGCAAAGAGGUCCAGCAGAUCCGUGAGCAGCACCCCAACAAGAUACCUGUCAUCAUCGAGCGCUACAAGGGAGAGAAGCAGCUGCCCGUUUUAGACAAGACCAAGUUCCUGGUACCCGACCACGUCAACAUGAGCGAGCUGGUCAAGAUCAUCAGACGCCGGCUGCAGCUGAACCCCACGCAGGCGUUCUUCCUGCUGGUGAACCAGCACAGCAUGGUGUCCGUGUCCACGCCCAUCUCUGAGAUCUACGAGCAGGAGCGAGACGAGGACGGCUUCCUCUACAUGGUCUACGCGUCGCAGGAGACGUUCGGCUGUUAGGGAGGGAUGGAGGGUGGCGGUUGAGCAGGGAGGGGGAGGGGCAGGGGGAGGGAUCAGCAGAGAACUGACCACAACCCACUCAACUCCGUGAUCCUCCCUGUUCCAUUGAAGUAGCUCCGCCCACUUAAGUCUGUCUGUAUACAUGUGACACACCUGCCCCCCCCCAGUAAAAAAUGGUCAGUAAAUGCAACACUAGCUUCUGAAGCCAGGGGGCGAUUCUAAGCGCUUUACUUCCUCCCCCUGCUGCUUCCUCUCCUGCGUGGACCGAGCACUCUUAUUUUGAAAGACAAACUAGUCAAUGACAACGAUUGCCCCCCCCACCACCACCCCAAUCAAUUGAGAAAAAAACGUUGAUUAGUUUAGGGUCACUUUGUCAUUUUGAAACAAAAUAAUUGAUUUAAUCUUUUAAAUUUUGUCGUCAUCAUUUUUUUUGUUAGGUUUUGACGUUGUGGUUUAUUUUUGCUUUGAUCACAUGGUUCGUCAUAAACCCGACGCUCCAAUCGGGUGGAAACGUGACCGUGAUUUGUACGUGUGCAAUAUUUUCCCCGCCCCCUCACUCAACAGCAACUGUCCAAAUUUGCAAUUUACUUUCCGAAACGCUUGUCUGGGCGCAGACCGAUGUAGCCGCCGAAUCAUGAGCAGCGGCAGAUUCUUCAGUUCCGUACGAAUGAAAACUUCUCCUCCAACAGCUAAACACGCUAAAAAAUAAGAAAAACAACUAAAAAUUCACCGUCUCCCCCCGCCACUCUUGUGAUUCUCAGUUUAAGUCUUUUGCCGUGAAAAGAUCGCGUUUGAAAGUCAUGACGUAACCACAUUGCGGUAACGUUGGGGCACGUGUCACUUCCACGCUGUGCGCCAGGUGGCGCCACCAUCUUCAGCCUCACGGGGCCAUGUUAAAUUGUUGUCAUUGUAGCGUAGAAUUGAGCUUUAGACACAAUAAAACAACAAGUAAUGUAGGUAAAAAGAAUGAGGGUUUUUUUGCACAUAAAUUAACGCAAAUAUAAAAGUCGGAUGUUUUGUUUUUCCUUGUUUUUACGAAUUUUACUGAACGAUAACGCUAAACGCUGUACGACUUCCUUCCUCGAAUGCGUCACAGAUUGUGAUGCACUACAAACGCUGCAUGUCGGAGGGUUUUAUAACGUUUCUGUUGAUUUUUACACUACAAUUGUUUGUUUUUGUUUGAAUUUUAACGUCUUUUUCCGAUGUUUUUUUUUUCCUCCAAACCAAAAAGUGAAAGUUUGUGUGUGUGAGACGAUAUAAAGGAUCAUGUGUUUUCACUGUUUGACGGCUGUACAUACACACGUCGCUACAACCUGAUUCAAAGCGUUUGCCAAUAAAUAAUAAUCCUAAUAAUAAUAAAACGUUACCUUUAAA